Molecule: messenger RNA, 543 nt
Organism: Colletotrichum graminicola M1.001
Lineage: Eukaryota; Fungi; Ascomycota; Sordariomycetes; Glomerellales; Glomerellaceae
Exons: 3
Coding region: 1-543 (180 amino acids)
Source: RefSeq, a predicted model, not a curated record
AUGCCCGCAUCUUAUGACUGGGGUGUUGAGCAUAUUGGCCGCCUGGGAGAUGGUGGCAAGUGGGUGUGCGGCAUGUCCCAAUGCGAGGACUAUGCUAAAGACCGGGAAUGCGUCAUGUAUUCUUUCGGUGUUCGUGACGAGUCCAGCUUCGAACAAGAAAUGCCGAGCCGCACCGAUUGUGUUGUAUGGGUCUAUGAUUUUUCAGUUAAGGACUUCGGAUCACAGGUCGACAGUAAGCACCAUGACCAAGCUCACUUUAAGCAAAUUGGUAUUGCUGGCACGACAGAUACCACCCUUUUUUACAGUAUUGCAGACUUGAUGGAAAUGAACGGCCAUGAUUACAUUGACAUUCUCAAAAUGGACAUCGACGAAGCCAAAUAUGAUGCUUUGGACAGUCUACACCGCGACUUUCCUGCAUCCACCGGUGAAGAGCUGCCUAUCGGCCAGCUGAUGGUUGAAAUUCAUAUAUAUGACAACAAAAACUCAAUGAUUGUGCUUGACUGGUGGGAGCGCCUAGAGGCGCGCGGCCUGUGUUCCGCUUAG